Molecule: messenger RNA, 5212 nt
Organism: Hypanus sabinus (Atlantic stingray)
Lineage: Eukaryota; Metazoa; Chordata; Chondrichthyes; Myliobatiformes; Dasyatidae
Product: AP-1 complex subunit sigma-2
Exons: 6
Coding region: 158-631 (157 amino acids)
Biological process (GO): vesicle-mediated transport; intracellular protein transport
Cellular component (GO): AP-1 adaptor complex; membrane coat; intracellular membrane-bounded organelle
Molecular function (GO): clathrin-cargo adaptor activity
Source: RefSeq, a predicted model, not a curated record
ACGGGCAUCCACCCCGGCCAAUCAUGGUGUGAAAUGCUACCGGUCGCUCGAUUGAUCCAAUGAGAUGAGGGAACACGGAACUGCAGGUUGUUCUGUUUCAAGCAGACGAAGGAGUACCGAGUCGGUUGAGGGGUGAUUGUCGGAGAAACUGUGUGAGAUGCAAUUUAUGCUGCUGUUUAGUCGUCAGGGGAAACUUCGACUACAAAAGUGGUAUGUUCCCCUUUCGGACAAGGAGAAGAAAAAAAUUACGAGGGAGCUGGUUCAGACAGUCCUAGCACGUAAACCGAAGAUGUGCAGCUUUUUGGAAUGGAGAGAUUUGAAGAUUGUGUAUAAAAGGUAUGCAAGUCUUUAUUUCUGCUGUGCUAUUGAGGACCAGGACAAUGAGCUCAUAACACUUGAGAUUAUUCAUCGUUACGUUGAACUUCUAGACAAGUAUUUUGGAAGUGUCUGUGAGCUCGACAUUAUCUUUAACUUUGAAAAGGCUUAUUUUAUCUUGGAUGAGUUCCUGUUAGGAGGUGAGGUUCAGGAGACAUCAAAGAAGAAUGUACUCAAGGCAAUCGAACAAGCUGAUCUGUUACAAGAGAACCAAAAUGAAGACUGGGGAAGUUUGUCAGCUGACGAUAUCUUAUGAUUGAAAGAAAUCUUAGGCUAUUGGCCAUAUGACUCCCCAUCCAGACCUUUGCCACGCCAUGAAUAUUUUAAUGUUCCUGUAUAUUAAUAUCUUGGCUCAUCUUGCGUGGUGAAUCAGAGGAGGUGACCAUGUCUGCUUGCUGUUGGAAUGCUUUCCUGGGCUUCCUGGGCUCUGAAGUUCACAUCAAUGUUGUACAAAUGAAAUGUGACAGAAACAUCAGCACUUUGUCAUCUAGCUGCCUGGUGUUGUACUCAUUUUUGUGUUCAGUUCAUUUUAACCUUGUUCACUGCUAUCCUAGUUCCAAUUGUACACUAUAAAAUUUGAGUCUGUACCUUUUGGGUUUAACGUUUGUUUUAUUGUGCAUUAAGCAGCUCUGAUAUGAAAACCUCAAACUAAAUUUAAUACCAAUGUCAUUGAAGGAAACUGACUCAUGUGUAAUUAACAAUUGUAGCAUGCAGAAUAUAGAAAAUGGUGCCUGGAAAUGGUCUCAGUUGUAGCUGAAGUAAGAACUAGAAGUCCCAGACCACAAAAAUAACUAGUUACGGAUUUGUUAAUUAUGUAACCUGCUUCAAUCAACUGCACCCAUAUAUUAUUUGCUAGGAUUACACCAGUGGGGUGAAGAAAAGUUAGUCAAACCUUGGGAUGUUUAAAUCCAUUUCACUCCUGUAAUAUAAGGUGACUUAGUUAUCAUAAACUAAUCAUUUUUCAUGUGUAUCCAGCUGACCAGGCUACAUUUAAGGUUAAUGUUGAAACACAGUUCCACACCUGUUGAUUGCAUAAAUCAGUAUAUAUUUUGCAAUGGAUGCUUUAUUGUGUCUGUAUUGUGACCUACUCCUUGCUCAUCUGGACAGCAAAUGAGAAGAUUGCUGAUUUGAGGUCCAUGCAUACUUACGGGUAGGUUCAGGUAGGCCAAGAGACAGAAAGAUGAAGCUUACAACAGUUUUUGUUUACACAUGCUUUUCUUUCGGGGGAAAAUAAGGCCAUUCUUUUUACUCUUUGGUGAUGGAAUAUCAGAUUAGAGAUGAAUGACUCUUUUUCUCUAUUUGUCACAACUCUGGAAUAUUUCCCAGUGCCAUUUUUUUUAAAAAGAGCCUUCUCAUACCCUCAGUCCCAGUGUAAAGUGUUUCUACUUUUUUCUGAUUAUCAUUGCAGUAUAAAUUACUUCUGUUGUAGGAGAACAUUUUUUUGAUAAAUUGAUUGUCCAAAGCUUGGCAGUUAGCAAUGUUCUGAUGCCCUCAUGGCUAUCAUCAUGUAUGGGUGCUUGUGGUAUGUUGAGAAUGAGAGAACAUGAAUAAAGCUGCUUAACAACAAUUGGAGAAUUUGCCACCAUUCUAUUUUGGGGUUUGAUUUUUGAGAGCCAUGUUACUCAAAUAGACUUGCAUGCAGUUUAAAUUUUAAUAAAUUAACUUUGCUCUGGUCUUGCUAAUCCUAAAGCAAUUUCAUAUUUAUUAGGUUAAAUAUGAAGCUGGGCAAAAUAUUUUGUUUUAAUGGAGGUUCAUAAUUUAGGCUGCCAGCCAAUUUAUUUGUAUAAUUUUGCAGUAUUAUUCAUAUGUCGUUCCUGUGCUUUACGAUUUUUCCUCUCCUUUAGCUUCUAUGUUUUAUUGACAGAGGAAAUAAAUAUUCUUUCAUGGAUGGACAAUGGAAACUAAUGCAAUCAGUGAGUUGCACAGGAGUUCACAAGAUGGUGUGAUUAAAGUAUCAGGAAUAGUAUCAGGAAUAGAAAGUUGAAGGGCGAUGAGCUGAGUAAAAAGUGGAGAGAAUGAUCAGCUGCAGUAGUAAGGUUAGUUGUCAAGAAUUGCUCAACUUUGGCUGUAUUUCAUACGUAGUCUUUCAGAAUAAACAUACUAUUUGAGCAAUUCUACACAUUAAACAAGUUUCUAAAACGUUCCAUUUGAAGUAGUGUGACAGGAGAUGUCCAUUUUCCUUCCUGCUUCCUCCUGUGCAAGGGAGCAUUAAUUUGAACCUGCCCUGACCAAAAGUAUUAACUUCUAAUUUUCUAAAUAAGGAACACAGUAUCCAAUUGGCAGGAAUCAUCCUGGCCUACUGUAUAUAUCUUGGAUCAUGUAGUUUUCUUAACUAACAUUUUUGGUGCUUGGUGUAUCUAGAUGUUCUCAUUUUGACAGCUUUUAAGUAGUGAUAUAAACUUGGUCCCAUUAUUUUGGAAUGUGUAAUGUACAUUUAUUUGUUUGAAAUUGCCUCCCAGCCCUAGAAAUUGUGGAUAGAGUUUGCCAAGUUAAAUCUAAAGCCAGUUCAAGAGAAAUUGCUGCCUUUUCAAUUUGAUCUAACAACUGCUGCCCUUUAGGAAAUCCAACCAGACAUGCUUUCCUUUUUCAGGCUGUCAUUCAGACAAGUGUCAACAGGUAACCCAUGAAAGUGAAAACCUCAUGCAUAUUUUACUGUAAUCUGCUCCCAUGAGUGUGCCACAUUUAGCUCAUUUUCAUCAUUUAAGAGAUUUAGUGGAUGAAAUAUUUCUAUAAAUUUACAGACUACAUAUCAACAUGAAACCCUCAACUAAUCAAAUGAACACUAAAUCAUGGCACUUCAAUAGUAACUGGCUGUUUAAAUAUGAAUUAAGUGUUUGCUGAGCAUCAUUUAACUUUCUGUAGACUUCCUUAGUCUGCUGUUUAGAAACAUAUUGAUUAUUCCUAUGUUUGUAAUUUGUGCUUCAGAAACAAAUAUAUUUAGUUGUAGUAUAAUUAUUUGUAUUGUGAUUGGGAGCAAGUCCUUUAGGCACAGUCUGAUUAAAAAGAUGACAAUACUUCUGUUGUCAAAAUUCAAUAGUUUAAUACACAGUUUACACUAACUGGUAUGUUGGCUUUUGUUGCUAUGCAUUAAGCGGACUGAAAUUGUGAUUUUAUUUGUAAUGUAAAAUUGCUUGCUUCGAAAGUGCAUGUUUCUGGCAUGUUAUAAAUAAAACAGUGCUGCAUGCAUCAAGGCUGUUUCCUGUGGCUAUAUUUCCUAACUCCUCAAACUUCUGAUGGUUGAUGUAUACUUAAGGUAUUCUGCUUUUGCUUUGAUAGUAAAAUAGCAAGAAGAUUAUGAUAAAACAAUUAACUUGAAAGUUGGUGAUUGAACAACGGCCAAAUUCAAUGAGUCACCAUUAGGUCUGUUUCUGUAUUUUUGCCAAUUCGAGAUUGGCCAGGAGUACCAAGAUAGGGUUGUUUUUCUGAUUUUAAGCUGAUUAUUUUCCUCCCAUAAACUUCAGUUUCAAUUUUGACUGGAUACCAGACUUAAUUUUUUUAAACAAUGUUUGUUUACCAAAAGAGUUGUGUUCCACUUAGCAUUUGCUUUACUUUUUGCAGCUGGAUGUACAUUCUUUCACAGUUCUAACAAUUGGAUUAUAAUUUAAUGUAAUCAUAUUACACAUUCUAGUAUAUAAAAUUGGAAAUUUGGCCUGGAGUAUAUUUUCAUGAUGAACUGAACAAGAGAAUUUCAAUCUUUAGAUUGCCUUGGGUUAAAUAGGAAUAUUAACUGGACUUGCACAUCAGGAUUAUUUGGUGAAAGGCUCACAAUAGCAAAGCUGUUAAGACUGAUUCAUUAAUGAAUCGUUCUCUAUAUGAUCUUUAAUUUCUUCUGCUGUUAAACUAACUGGUUCAAUUUCAAUUUGGUAUGAAUUCUUAAUGAAGUUUAUACCCAAUGUUGUGGGUUUGUUUAGGUCUUAAACAUUUUGGUAACUUUGACUGGACAUUUAGAAGAAUGCUUUGCUGUGGAUGUACCUUAACCUGUCAGCCCUCCAGAUUUCAUUUGCAGCUCCUGCAUUCCCAUCUUCUAAUUUUGUCUUGGAAUUCCCAUGUUCGUGAUCUGUCUGUGUCACAGGGAAAAAUUGGGCACGCACCAUACAGGAACGUUUUAGAUUCAUAUUCAUACAGUGAUUGUUGCUACCAAACUAUUCUUCAGAACUACCUUGGCUGACUUUGCCCCUAUAGAAAUGUUGCAUCCAAGUUAGGUCCUUAGAGAUAUUGACGCCCAAAAAUUAGAAAUUAUGCUCUCUCCACUACAUCUUUUCCACUUCAAACUGUGAUGAAUUUAACUGCUGAGGUGCUAAUUAGAUAAUUGGUAACAAUGCUUUCCAUCCAUCUGCAGCGUACAAUUCUCUUUUGCCACACCCUAUUUAAGUUGUCAAAGUAAGUUGUAACUAUCUAUUGUGUUUUAAAAACAAAAUGGCACCUUGCCCCUUCUGAAUAACUCUAAAAUGUUGCUGUGUUUGCAGACUUUUGUUAUUUUGUCACAUCUAUCUUACAGCAAUGCAAUUAAAAUGCACUGGCCCACCUGUAGCUUCAUUAUAUUCAGAUUUCAGAUUAUGGCUGGCUUGAAAGAAACUAAUAGGAAAUAGCAACACACUUAAGUUUUAUACCUCCUAUGGAAAAGAAACUUCCUAGCAUUCAUCAGGAGUUGGUGCUGCAUUGUAUUAAAUGGGAGAGGGUAUCCAUUAAAUUGAAGAUGGGCACAUUUUUGCAGCUGGAAACACGACUUCCACAAAUCCUUUACUAAUGUCUUGCUCUUGUAUUUGGCCAUUUUUAUCUUUUACCUUUUGAAGACUGCUGUGCUAAUUCUUUUUAUUUAGUUUUGAUUACCAAAGUG